Porites evermanni is the source of this 474-nucleotide messenger RNA. The record is from the annotation of a GenBank genome assembly. NCBI's taxonomy places the organism in Eukaryota, Metazoa, Cnidaria, Anthozoa, Scleractinia, Poritidae.
AUGUCCGCUUACAACGGUUUCCCCGAAAUCACGUUAUCAAAGAAGUGCGCUAAAUAUUUACUAACAAGAAAUGCCGGCGAGAAAGCACUGUUUAGAAAAGAGUCUUUUCUGAUAGAAAAAGCAAAAACAAAGCAGGAAAAAGCGUUUCGGAGAGAAAGAGAACUGCUUAUACAUCGCGAGUGUAGAAACCGAGAACUGAUUCAGGCAACACAGCUGAAUGGAAGAACAAGCGUCACAUUAAAAAAGAUUUCAAGAUCCAAUAAAGGCAAGAGUGAUUGGGAGAUAAAGAGUGAUACCUCGUACGCAAGGCAGCGAAGAAGACCAGGAGUUUUGUUCAACAAAAAAGUAUCAGUGGCUUCAUCGCGGCACUCUACUUUUUCCAACUCCACGAAUCAGGGCAGUGAGCAAGGGAUUGAGGUGCCUCACACCUCGGGACGUUUCAGGUCAUUAAGCUGUGUACUUCCUCCGAUUUAG